UUGAGGGAAAUUCCUCGACCAAUUGACGUUCCCGAGUGCGGUCUAGUCUGUGAUGUUCUAUGGUCGGAUCCUGAUGAGUUGAGGGAAAUUCCUCGACCAAUUGACGUUCCCGAGUGCGGUCUAGUCUGUGAUGUUCUAUGGUCGGAUCCUGAUGAGAGAGUCCACAUCUAUGCAUGUAUGCCCAACAGCGAGUUGCCUCCAGGUCUUCCAAGGCAAUUCCGCCAUUUUCAUCAACAGCCGCCUUCUCAGCCACCAAUAUAUGUAACCAUUUUAAUUUCCGUGGCGUUGAUGAUUUUCGCCCAAAUCGUCGAGGAAGAUGCUCAUGAAAUUCAACGCCUAGAAGGAUUCCCCAAAGGCUUUGGGAGCCGGCGUUCGCUGCCGGAAAUGAUUAUCUUUGUUCUUGACCCGGUUUACCGCAAUGCGGUAAACCGGGUGCCCUAUCCGCUUCCGGGUUGGCGUGUAGGAGUUGCUGCGUGGUAUACCCGAGCGAGGAUGCUACGCUCGGCCCGAAGUGGCAACCAAAAAGAAGUUCUCAUUGCGGAAAGCAAAACGGUGAUUGGGAGCAAAAUCCUCAAACGUCAACCUUCGGAUCAGUGGUGACUUAGUGUCCAAGACCUCAAGUUUCCUUUCCCAAGAGCAUCUGCGGGAGAAGAAAAAAAAAAGCGACAAUGAUACGAAAAAUCACUCAAGAUUUCGACGAGCAGCACACGUCAAAACCGGAAAUGAAGCUUCCGGUUGAAAUUUCAAGGCUCGGUUUUUUGUUUCCUCUUUUACAUCUGUGUCGUUUUCCUCUGCUGCUGGAACCAGCAAAAACGAUGUUUGGUCGUUCUUUUCGAAAGGAAACAAAAAGAAGGAAAUAUUGGAACUGAAACUUUUUUUUUUUUUUAAAGAGGUUUUUUUUUUGCUCGAAUGAAUGCGUUUUUUUUUCAAACGAUUCCGUUUUCGAGCACGAAAUCUUUGAUUGGUUGUUCCUGAUGUGCGAUUCUGUUUUUUUUUUCGUGAUUCCCUGAAUGAAUGAUUGAUUGAUUGAAUAGUUUUUGAACCUGUGGCUGAGAAUCAAGAGGCUCCUGAAUGAGCAAAAAUACAUUACGAAUUUGAGGUCGGAAAGGAAAAAUUGCUGGAGGGAAAAAACGCUGCAAAUCUUCCGUCAUUCCAAAACGACCAAUCAUAAAAAGUCAAAAGCGCAAGAAAGCUUUUAUCCAUGUUCCGAACACACGGUUUUUAUUUUCACAAACCCAAUUUUUUUUAUUGAAAAUGAACUUCAUAUGUGCAUUUCAAGUUCCAUUCGAGAUCAAAUCAAGACUAUGUAUAGAAACAUAUAAAAUCUGAGGGUUUUUUGAAGCUCCUUCUCUUGAGAAUUUUCUCUGCGCAGCAUUUUUUAAAACUAAUUUAUUUCAUAAUUUAUUGGAGCGAUUUCAAAAAUUUCCCGAAUUGAAUGUAUUCAAAGAUCGGAAGAGAAAACCUUGUAAUGAAAGAUUUUUGCCGAGCUUUUAAUAAAAACCCUAUUUCUUUCAGUAUUUUCGAAAAAUAUAUCUUAAUAAACGUGAAAAAUUGAUACUUCUCCUGAAGACAAUUGAUUAGCGACGACUUCAAUAAUUAUAAACAUUUUCAAAUCAAUUUUUUCUUGUGCUAUUAAUAUUUAUUUUGAAGGCAGCUCUUUCUCGUUCGUAAAUGUUAGCAUGCAAAUAAUUAUAAGGCUCAUCAGAGGCUCUAUGUAUAGAUUGCUGACAAUUGAAUGACUUUGGAAAUAAUUUCGGUCAAAUUAAGACGAAGUAUUUAAUCAUUCCUUCCGUCAAAGCCCAAAAUCAUCCGGAGAUUCUACCUAUUUUGAAGCACUUACAAGUGAAAAUGGUCAAUUUAAAUGUCUGAAAUGCUCGAGAAGCAUUAAUUGCUUUUUUCCUUGGAAUAAGUUUCAGAAAUCGCAAAGAAAAGUUUUGAUGUGAGACAGAACGUUUGUAUAUGAUGUCCAUUAUUCCUGCCAUGGGACUGAUCUCAAAUAUUAUAAAACACGAGCAAAGCAGAACAAGUGGCUCAAACUGCUUCCAUCUUUCUUCGUAAAAUCUGAAAAAUUACUUUAUGAAAUAAAAUCUGAAGAUUUGAUUGGAAACGUCCAUAUAUUUCGGGGACUUCUGAUGCGGGCAUUCGAUGAUAACGAAGCCUCGAUUUCCUUCCGAAGGGAAUUUCCCUGAAGGAUUUUAUUUUAUUUAUUUUUCUCUUUGAUCAGCACGCAAAUUGUGUCAGACUGAAGCCAGUUUGUGGCCCCUAUAUAUAUAUAUAUAUAUAUACCCGGAGUUGCCAGCAAAUUAGCGUGCACAGCAGACCCCCUACCGCAACCCCAAUUUGGUGUGAUUGCGGAACGAAUGUGAAGCCCUCAGCUUUUCCUGCUGACGGAAACGGAAAUAAACACAUCUCCUUCUGUACA
Molecule: messenger RNA, 2422 nt
Organism: Notodromas monacha
Lineage: Eukaryota; Metazoa; Arthropoda; Ostracoda; Podocopida; Cyprididae
Source: the annotation of a GenBank genome assembly